Messenger RNA from Paramormyrops kingsleyae, 2002 nucleotides. The record is from RefSeq and is a predicted model, not a curated record. NCBI's taxonomy places the organism in Eukaryota, Metazoa, Chordata, Actinopteri, Osteoglossiformes, Mormyridae.
GGCAGCUCUGUUGUCCAAGUCAUUGGCUAAAUUUCACUGGCAUCCUUCAAGUCAAAAAUUGUCGAGGUUGUUCCACUCCAAUCAGGGGGCAAUGAAGAUGUGGACCAGAAUGAAGCUGGAGCUUGUUGAGGUCUGCAUACGUGGGCUCCUGGUUCUGCUCAUCUGUGUGCUGGACGCGGGAAGCCGAGGACAGAUGGUCUGCGACACGGAGGCCUCCACUCAUUGGCUCCUGGUGCCUCAGACCUUGGAGGUGAGGUGGACGCUCUCCAGGAAGACGUGCUCCAGCCCUGAAGAAUGCUGGGGGAUUCGAGGACAUGGGCAUGAAGAGGAGCUCUCCAGCACGCUGUGGACGUUCCCACAGAUGUGCCCCGUACAGUUACAGGUCGGGGAUAAGCUUCUCGUUUUGGCUGAUGACACUCUGGAAUCAUACGGGAUUCAUCUCAUGAACGUCUCCAAGGAGAGUUUCAGAAGCUGUUCCACCACUGGAUAUCCUGCGGACCAGCUGCUGUUUCCCGGACACGUCAAGGGGACUGUGGAGGUGGAUCCAAAAUGGCUGCUCCCUGGGACACAGCAUUUGGUGGCGGUGCGCGAGGGCGACCCGGAGCUGUGUAAGGUGGGCCUGAGGCUUGUCGUCAGGGUCAGGGGUCACCGCUGUCGCCGAACCACGUCAGAGCGGCUCUGCGCGGGGAAUGGAGCCUGUAGGGCUGCCGUGCAGGACAACAUGUUCAACUGCGCAUGCAGGCGAGGCUUUUCCGGAAGAUUCUGCGAGCGCUUCGGCGGCCGGCCCAGCGGACGCCACGGGGCCAGGAGUCUGUGCAUGCGCCGAGGGCCGGCAUACGAGUGUGUAUGUCCUUCACGGCCUGCAGGAAUGAACUGCUCUAAAGUGACCCAUCUCUGUAAUGAAAGGUGUGUCAAUGGCAGAUGUGAAAGUGUCGCACCAAACUCCAUCCGGUGCAUGUGUGACCUUGGAUUUACAGGGCUUUUCUGUGAAAGAAAGGUGUCCUCUUGUGACUCAUCCCUAUGUAAAAACAGCGGUAUGUGCGUGGAGACGGCCACGGGACACGUGUGUGUGUGUGCUGAAGGCUUCCCGGGACCCGACUGCGACAGCGAGCUCGUGAUGCACGACAGCCCCCACACGCGGGCAUGUAACACCUCCAACAAUAGCUUUGCAUGUGCCAAGGAGCCCAACCCGUGCAGCUCGAACCCGUGUCUCAACAACGGCAGCUGCACGCCAUCGGGGGAGCAGUACCGCUGCAGAUGCCGUCAAGGAUUCACCGGCCGGGACUGCGAGGAAGUGACAGACUACUGUGGCAUGCUGGGAAUCGACUGCCUGAAUGAGGGGCUGUGCCUGAGCAUUAUUGGCGGGUAUCAUUGCCUCUGUGCCCCGGGCUGGACAGGCGAGUUCUGUCAGCACAUGGAGAGCACCUGCCACAUGUACCCUGACCGGUGCCAGAACGGGGCCUUCUGUGUGGAUAGCAGCCAACAGGGGGCACCACGGAGCUACACUUGUCUCUGCAUCCAUGGCUACACAGGCAUGGCCUGCAAGGCGGACGUUGACGAGUGUGUAUCAUCCCCCUGCCAGAACGGUGCCGCUUGCGUUGGCCAGCCGGGUAAUUACACCUGCCAGUGUGUGGCUCCAUUUACAGGUAAUGAACACUGGGGGAGGGGCGGGGGGAGUUCAUUAACUUCACAAAGCAUUCCUUUCACCUGUCUGAACUCAUCUCGGCGGCCCAGAAACAUUAGUGCGUCUUCAUUUCCCGACAUUGCCCUGCAGAAGCCCACCGCUAAUCGGCAUCGCCGUUCCGAACUCUUCCAAGCUGCUACGCGUCUCGCGGCAUACGUAGAUGGAUUUCACUGCGUCCGCGAGCCUGGCUUUGCUGCGCUGCAGUGUGAAUGCACCACGGGUGACUGCGGCGGCCACACGCAUGAGAACAGCUCGAUUCGCCGGGACCUCCGCUCAGAGCAGAUGAGGGGCCGGCAGUAUAAAGCCGUCCCGCUGUGA